GCUUCCGGCCAGGCUGACACGUCCGCAGGUGGUUCGGCACGCGUGGCGGCGGGCGCGGCAGGCCCCGCCCGGCCCGGCCCGGCCUUAAAGGCAGGGCGGAUUUGGGCGGAGGCCAUGGCGGAGCGCAUCCUGGUGACCGGCGGCGCGGGGUAUAUCGGCAGUCACUGCGUGCUGCAGUUGGCCGAGGCGGGCUACGAGCCCGUGGUCAUCGACAACCUCCGCAACGCCGCCAGAGGGCCCGGCGCGCUCCCCGAGAGCCUGCAGCGCGUGCAGCGCAUCGCGCGGACGCCCAUCGCCUUUCAGGAGCUCGACAUCACGGACGGGGCCGCGCUGCAGCAGCUCUUCAGCACGCACCGCUUCUCGGCCGUGAUGCACUUCGCGGGGCUGAAGGCGGUGGGUGAGUCUGUGCGACAGCCAUUGGAGUACUACGGUGUGAACCUCACCGGCACCAUUCGGCUGCUGGAGGCCAUGGAAGCACACGGCGUGAGGAACAUCGUGUUCAGCAGCUCGGCCACUGUCUAUGGUGACCCACAAUACCUGCCCCUGGAUGAGAAGCACCCGGUCGGGGGCUGCACCAACCCCUAUGGCAAAUCUAAGUACUUCAUCGAGGAGAUGAUCCAGGACCUCUGCAAAGCAGAGAAGGGCUGGAAUGCCAUUCUCCUGCGCUAUUUUAAUCCCAUUGGUGCCCAUGAGUCUGGAAUGAUCGGAGAAGAUCCUCAGGGCAUACCCAACAACCUCAUGCCCUACGUGGCACAGGUGGCAGUGGGGCGCCAGGAAUUCCUGAGUGUGUUUGGAAAUGACUAUGAGACAGCAGAUGGAACGGGUGUUAGGGAUUAUAUCCAUGUUGUGGAUUUGGCCAAGGGACACAUUGCUGCUUUGAAGAAGCUCAAAGAGAACUGUGGCUGCAAGAUCUACAACCUGGGCACCGGCACAGGCUACUCUGUCCUGCAGAUGGUCCAGGCCAUGGAGAAAGCCUCAGGGAGGGUGAUCAAGUACAAGAUCACGGGCCGGCGGGAGGGAGAUGUGGCUGCCUGCUAUGCUAACCCAGAGCUUGCUGAGCGGGAGCUGGGCUGGAAAGCUGCAUUUGGCCUGGACAAGAUGUGUGAGGACCUGUGGCGCUGGCAGCUGCAGAAUCCCACAGGAUAUAGUAAGAACUGAGCCCUGGUCUGAGGGCUCAUUCUACGGUCCUGGGUUCAGGGCCUGCCCCUCUACCUGCCUCCAUGCUUCCUCAUCCUCACCCCACCAUCUCACAGAACUGAGCCAAGGCCCAGCCUCACUACCCAGAGCACUAAAUCCCCUCACAGAAAAGUCUGGGACCUGGCACAGGAGGGUGCUUGGUGGGGGUGCAUACUGCAGGAGAAGCAGUAUCCAGUUCUCCAGCAAGCGAUCUUGGGUGCCCAAACUGUGGAGGAAAUUGCCCAUUCUUUACAGCCCCAGCCCUGGGCCCAAAAAGGGGGCCUGGACAAGGACCUCCCACCUCUUGUGUCGUCCUAGGCCUUCCUCUCUUCUCCCACAGGACCACAGUCUGAGGCCCCCCAAGGACCAGCCCCUGCUGGCUGCCAGGGGCUCCCCUCCCUCCCCCUCCUCUCAGAUGGCUUUGGGGCCCAAGGCUUGCCUGCUGUGUGCUGCUGUGGGGCUGGAGGAGCCCCUGCCUGCAGCCGUAAGGGAUCUCAUAGCUGGUUCUGCUUCCACAGUACCUGUGCAGCUUCUUCUGUAAUUGUGUUCCUAAAGGUUCCUCAGGAGCAGGCUCUGCUUGGCUGUCACACACUGAUUCUAUUUAUUACUGGCAGCAAUACUGGCUCCCUUAGGAAAUGAUGACUCAGCUAGCUCAGUUUGCUGUCAUGUAGAUUAACUUAUGUUACUAAAUUAUGAAUAGAGCUUUUGAUUUGUUUCUAAAUAAAUUUUCUUACUUUCUAAGUAGCUGCUCUGUUCUGUGCCUGCUGCACCUAGACAGAGCUGCUGGGGCGCAGCCAGUGGAGUCUGAAUGACAAACACUGCCAGCUCAGCUGGGAGAGGUUUAUGAUUUAUUUACCUUGUAUCUGACUCUGUGGACCACACACACAAAGAGACCCCAGACAAGGAAGACAAAAUAGAGGGAAAAAGAAGAAGGAAAAAAAACCAACAACCUAACAACAAAAAGGUGUUUUGAGAAAUGGAGAGAAACCAUUCUCCCUCCCUGGAUCCUCAGCAUGGCCCCAGCUUAGCACGUGCUGCUCCCUGGGAGCAGGGAAUGUGCUACAGAGAGCCGUGCCUGAGGAUAGCCACGGGUCCCCAGCCCCUGCUGGCCCCACUAUGCACCCAGUUCCAGUUCACAGCUGAUAUUGGGCUGCCUACCCCCAAGCCUCACAUUCCUCCUCUUGCUGAGAGCAGGGGGGACAGGCUGCAGCAGUUUUGAACACACCAAGCAGAAGAAACAGCAGGACAUAACCCCAAGCAAGGGGAAGAGCUGGACUCCCCUCAUGCCAGCAGUGUGUUUGCUGGUUUAAGACUUUCUAAAGGAAAAAAAACAGAAAGCCCAACACAAACCAAAAAACCAAGGAUGGGUCUGACAGACCCAACUCUCCAGUAAGCGGGUUAUUGCUUUGCACAUCUCCAGGACUGCAACGAGGUUUCCUCUGCCCCACACAGCCCCUGGGCACAGCUGCAGACACCAAGCAGGGCUGUGCAGGGCAAGAACAGACCAGACCCACAGAGGCAGUACACAGGGGAAGGAGCCGCACCCUGUGGCCCAGAUAAGUUUGUUUGUGUUUUUUUUUUUGUUUUGUUUUGUUUUGUUUUUUUUAAAGAAGACAAUGACAGCUCCAGCCCAGCGGGCCCAGCAGUGCUGCGGGCUCAGCCCAGGGAGGUGAGAAGGGCAGCACUGCUCAACAGCCUCUGCCCGUAGCCUUGCAGGAGGGGGGAGGAUAAUGGGAUCCCACCUAUGGCAGGUGGAGGAGGUGACUGGGGGGCAGGGAGCAGCUCUGGGCUGUGUCCCUCCAGGCCAGGGAGAGGCACAACCUCAGCUGCAGCCAGCUGGGUGAGGGGUAUGGUGCUAGUCCUGGCCAGCCUGUGAUUGUACACUGAAAGGCCAAUGUGGCCUCCACCCUUCACCCAGACAACAUAGAGAUCCCAU
Molecule: messenger RNA, 3112 nt
Organism: Phasianus colchicus (ring-necked pheasant)
Lineage: Eukaryota; Metazoa; Chordata; Aves; Galliformes; Phasianidae
Gene: GALE
Product: UDP-galactose-4-epimerase
Biological process (GO): beta-D-galactose catabolic process via UDP-galactose, Leloir pathway
Cellular component (GO): cytosol
Molecular function (GO): UDP-glucose 4-epimerase activity
Source: RefSeq, a predicted model, not a curated record